UUGGUAUCCAUGAUACUCCUAUUAGAUUAAAUUUUGAGGUUGACUGGAUAUUGUCGAUAAUUGUAUACUUCAAAAUGUCAGGAAGUAAAGCGAAAUCCGAAAAAUCAUCGACGCCGACGGUAGCUUACAGCGAAAUUGCUGUUAGGAAUAAUGCAACGGUUGUAGAGUACUGCCGCACCUCGAUGGCUGCUCUAUCAGGUUGUACUGCCGGAUUAUUGGGAUUAACUGGUCUGCAUGGAGCUGCUUUCUACAUAUUCACAGUGUUUGUGCUUUGGUUUAUGAUCAAUUUGAAGGCUGGGUCACAGUUUAAUAAAUUUUUCAUGUCACGGAAAGCUUUGCUAACAAAUGGUUUCUUUGGACAACUCUUCACAUACAUUCUAUGCUGGACUUUCCUCUAUGGAAUGGUGCAUGUGUAUUAAGUUCUAAUUUUGUAUAAUUUUAAUUUAAACAAUAUUAUUGUGUAAUAUUUAAUAAAAGUGUUUGGGGGUGCAAAUAGUA
This is a messenger RNA of Nicrophorus vespilloides, 498 nucleotides long. It is a transcript of the gene EMC6, whose product is annotated as ER membrane protein complex subunit 6. Gene Ontology annotation, cellular component: EMC complex; membrane; endoplasmic reticulum. NCBI's taxonomy places the organism in Eukaryota, Metazoa, Arthropoda, Insecta, Coleoptera, Silphidae. The record is from RefSeq and is a predicted model, not a curated record. Gene Ontology annotation, biological process: protein folding in endoplasmic reticulum; autophagosome assembly. The transcript has 2 exons. The coding region runs from base 75 to 419 and encodes 114 amino acids.